Cercospora beticola is the source of this 1835-nucleotide messenger RNA. RefSeq lists its product as uncharacterized. Gene Ontology annotation, cellular component: checkpoint clamp complex. Lineage: Eukaryota; Fungi; Ascomycota; Dothideomycetes; Mycosphaerellales; Mycosphaerellaceae. The record is from RefSeq and is a predicted model, not a curated record. Gene Ontology annotation, biological process: mitotic intra-S DNA damage checkpoint signaling; DNA replication checkpoint signaling; cellular response to ionizing radiation.
ACUGCCGGGCAACCUCCUAAGGCGCCUUUGUUUGAUGGUUUGCAUGGGAUGAUGGAGUUGAUGGGGUCUGUUGUGGAAGUGACGUUCUCCACGUCAAGUCGCGUCUGUUUCGCGUCUCGCAUCUUCCUUCUUCCGCCAAGACCAUCACCUACUCGCGAAGAUGCCCGUCCUGACAUUCUCGCUAUCGCCAGAGGCAACGGAACGCAUAUUCGAGCUAUUGCAAUGCCUCGCGAAGUUUGGAGACGCCGUAUCCAUCGAGGCGAAGAGCGACAAGUUCACGUUGACGGCAUUGAACUCCUCAAGAACCGCAUAUGCUUCCUUCGCGCUUGAUGCCAGGUCUUUCUUCCUGGAAUACGACUUCGACGCGAAUAGUCAAGCUAGCGGCGGGGACAGGUUUACCUGCCAGCUCUACAACAAGGCCCUCCAAGCUGUUUUCAAGGGACGUGUCGGAGACCCAAGACGUCCGGAGACAGCGAUUGAACGCUGCGACGUGAGCAUUCACGAUGGCGAAGAGAGCGCAGAGUGCCGACUCAUUGUCAAGAUGCUCUCCAAGCACGGAAUGACGAGGACGUACAGGUUGACAUACGAAGCAGUAGAAGUCAUGCACGCGCUUUUCGACAAAGCCGCAGCAACCCAAGGCUUUCGCAUCUCGUCCCGCAUACUGCGAGAGUAUUCGGAACAUUUUGGUCCAAAGACAGAGCAACUCGAUAUUGUAGCGCAGGAGGGCAAAGCGACCUUCACGAGCUUCACGGAGAGAUCAGUUGAUCAGAAAGGGAUGCUCCAGCAACCACUCGAGACUGCCAUUGCAAUCCAUACCGAGGACUUCGAAGACUUCCACAUGCAGCAAGAUCUGCACAUCGUGAUCAACGUGAAUGAUUUUCGAGCCAUUGCAAUACAUGCCGAGACACUUAGAGGUCCCGUAACGGCACGCUUUUCGCAACCGAACCGACCUUUGCAAUUCGAAUACCAGAACUUCGGUGUGCACAGCGAAUUCACCUUGAUGACUACAGGAGAUCGACGUGGUGGGACUUCUGCUCCUGGCUCGAACGUCAGAUACGUUUCAACCCGGACGAACGGCACUUCAUCGAGCAGACAGCCUUCAAUAGCUUCACUGCAAGGCGGAGGGCCAACUCUGAGUGAGCCACGACCCACGACUCGUCCGAAUGCUGCAAAGCCAGUGUCGAUCGAAAGCCAACGUCCCACCUUGCGAGAUCAAGUCUCUACGAUGGGCGCUUCAAUGGCAGAGGACGAGGAUCCUGAUCCAGACAGUCUCUUCGUCCCUGAUGUCGUCGCUGACGACCAAGCUUGGGACGCACCGAACUAUGAAAAUGACGAAGAUGAGAUGCUCGGCUGGGAUGCAAGCAACGACAAUUUCACCGCCAGCAUGCGUCCGACUAUCCGCGAUCUCAGCGGCAGAAGCACCGCGCAACAACCUGGCCGAGGGACGUACAAUCCUGAUGCUUUGAAACCUCGACGCCAAGCAGACCUAGAACGCGGCAUAGAACCUACCCAACGACUGUCUCAGGUGAGUAUUUUGAGCUUCAUCGCGGAUCAGAAGCCCUUCUUGGAGAAUUGCGGCGCUGACAGGAAGCCAGCUACACGGCAUGUUCGAGUGAAACGCUGACUGUCAAGCCUCAGCUCGGCAAUCCGUGCCGACGCUGUUUUGUCACAACAAAGCUCGUUGCGCAACCUGCGAAUAUAGCACUUGCGGUGCCGGACAGCGCUAUCUCGUUCCAGCGGCCUUUGACGUCGCCAUUCUGGUCGGUCAGUGGGCCGCAAUUACCAUGCUCGCCCCAACCCCAUGCCAGGACUUUACCGUCCUGUGUCAGACCAAG